GUAUUAAUUGUCUGAAACGACAAAAUCAAGGAAAAACAGAAUACACACUCAAUUCACAUUUUUCAACGUUCUCUCAUUCUAUAUCUCUAUGUUAGUUCUUUAACUACAUUUUGCACCCUUCUCGUGACACCCCACCAACCUCUUCAUCAUGGUUUCUUUCCAUUUUGUUCCAGUUUUAUUCUGUUUCCUCUGUUUUCUCGCUGAUCUCUCUGUUUCUUCAAUUCGAUUGCCCGGCUUAGAAGAAGACAAGCCCACCAAGCAUGGAUCGGUGCUUAGAUUACACAGAGGUGUCUCUUCAGUGAAGUUUGAUCCCACACGGGUCACUCAACUCUCGUGGAGCCCCAGGGCUUUUCUAUACAAGGGAUUUUUAUCUGAGAAAGAAUGUGAUCAUAUGAUAAAUCUGGCUAAGGAUAAGCUGGAGAAGUCUAUGGUAGCGGAUAAUGAAUCCGGUAAAAGUGUAAUGAGUGAAGUCAGAACGAGUUCUGGGAUGUUUCUUAACAAGGCACAGGACGAAAUAGUUGCUGAUAUUGAAGCCAGAAUUGCUACAUGGACAUUCCUUCCUGUAGAGAAUGGUGAGUCUAUGCAAGUAUUGCACUAUGAGCAUGGUCAGAAGUAUGAACCACAUUUUGAUUUCUUCCAUGACAAGGCCAAUCAACUUAUGGGUGGCCAUCGGAUUGCUACUGUAUUAAUGUAUUUGUCUAAUGUUGAGAAGGGUGGGGAAACAAUUUUUCCUAAUUCUGAGUCAAAGUUGUCGCAGCCAAAAGAUGAGAGCUGGUCUGAAUGUGCUCACAAAGGAUAUGCAGUAAAACCUGAGAAGGGUGAUGCCUUGCUGUUCUUUAGUCUUCAUCUAGAUGCAACUACAGAUACUGCCAGCUUGCAUGGAAGCUGCCCUGUCAUUGAGGGUGAGAAGUGGUCUGCAACUAAGUGGAUUCACGUGAGUGACUUUAACAAACCACUCACGCGAGUAGAUAGUGGAGAAUGUGUUGAUGAGAAUGAAAAUUGCUCUAGGUGGGCUAAAGUAGGUGAAUGUGAGAAGAACCCACUUUAUAUGGUUGGUAAUGAAGAAGUCAAAGGAAACUGUAUGAAGAGUUGCAAUAUGUGUUCGUCCUAGGGAGGCUAUUACAUUUUCUCUGCUCUGAAAUGCGUGUAGAAUUAUAAUACAUUGUCAAAUAUAUUGUAUAUAACAACAUUCAUUAUUACUAAACUGUAACAUGGAACUCCUGCAGUAACUUGCAUAGCAGUUUCUGAUACCUGUUUAUUGGUUUUGUUGCUUUUGAAGGGUGAA
Molecule: messenger RNA, 1285 nt
Organism: Gastrolobium bilobum
Lineage: Eukaryota; Viridiplantae; Streptophyta; Magnoliopsida; Fabales; Fabaceae
Product: probable prolyl 4-hydroxylase 7
Exons: 8
Coding region: 149-1111 (320 amino acids)
Biological process (GO): peptidyl-proline hydroxylation to 4-hydroxy-L-proline
Cellular component (GO): endoplasmic reticulum
Molecular function (GO): L-ascorbic acid binding; procollagen-proline 4-dioxygenase activity; iron ion binding
Source: RefSeq, a predicted model, not a curated record